This is a messenger RNA of Dichomitus squalens LYAD-421 SS1, 1736 nucleotides long. RefSeq lists its product as uncharacterized. Lineage: Eukaryota; Fungi; Basidiomycota; Agaricomycetes; Polyporales; Polyporaceae. The transcript has 3 exons. Gene Ontology annotation, molecular function: DNA binding. The record is from RefSeq and is a predicted model, not a curated record. Bases 69 to 1403 code for a protein of 444 amino acids.
CCCGGGAUGCGGACUUGCUGAUCGAUGACAAUCACGCUAUCGCAUCUGACCUCCAGCAUCAUGUGGAGAUGCCUAUGCAGCUCGGCCAGCUUGAGCAGGCCAUGAAUAUGCUGUCGAUAUCGACGAUGAGGCCUGAUCCUCUUCCGAACGGCGUUGGCCCUCCGUUCAGCCUGUGGUACGCUCCGUUGACGCGCGAAAGUUUCACGAAGGCGUACUUCCAGCAAUGGAUACUGAAACAUCUCGUCGACCAGACCAUGCUCAAGGUCGAGGGUCGCGAGAUCGACCUGUACCAGCUGCACUACGAGGUCAUGAGCCAGAACGGCUAUCUGAUCGGCUUUCAGCACACUGCGCCGAAUCGGCCUUUCCAGUUCGUUCCCACUCUCGUGAUCUCACAGGAGCAGUGGCCGGUCAUCGCGGGGCGGCUCGGGUUCGUUAACUUCCCUGGUAACGGCCAUGAGCCAGCGAGGUCAGGGCCUGCUAUCGCGGUUCACAUCGAGCAGGUGUACAAGCGGUGCCUGCAGUACUUCGACAGCCAGUAUCUCUGCCACCUCUUCCACAAUCGACGGCUUAGUACACUUGAACAGAAGGUCAACGGUGGCGACAUGUCCGCCGGCCCAUCAGGCCCCGCGGAUCCUCAGGGCUUGAGCAACAUGAAGGACCCGAAGGCCCUUGGCGAGACCAUCAGCUACGCGGAGCUCUCCGCCCCCGAGCUGCAGGCGCGCGGCGUGCCGGACCACAUUAUCGCGCUCGUUGAGAAGCACCGCGACCAGCUGAAGGCGACGCUCCAGCAGCAGCGCAACUGCGCGAAGAUCAUCCAGAUCGCAGCGCAGGGUCAGCCGCGCGACGUCUCGAAUCCUGAGAUGGCGAUCGCGAACGCGAUGCUCCACCACCAGGCGAACGGGAUGAACAGAUCGUCGACGCCGCCGAAUGGGCAGCAACAGCAGCAGGUGCAGCAGCGACCGGGCAGUGCUCCCGGGAUGUUACCUAUCUCAACCGGCCGUCCAACUCUCGCACAGAUGGUGGCGGCGGUGGCGAUGGUCAGACGACUCAAGGAGGAGAAUAAGCACGUUCAAUUCCCCACGACCCGCCCGGUCCACAUAGAUGACGCUCAGCGUCUGGAAUACAACGCGCAGUUCAAGCACUUGCACCGUCUGGUGACGACGCUGGACCAGAAGCUGCCUCAUCUUGCGGUGUGCAUGAGGGAAGACGUGAUCAAGAAGCUGGUGAUGAUGAUUUCUGUGGUCCAGCAGCAACGCGAAAUGCUGUCGAGCAACCCAACGCAGUACUUUAUGCCGCUGCAGUGGGUGCAGCAGAUGAUCAUGCAGGUCAACCAGGCGAACCAUGCGUUCACGACGUGGGUGAACAACGCCAUGCGUUCGGGACCACCUGCAGACGGCAACUAGGCUCAGGUGGGCCCGAGUACGCAUACCCAGCCUGGUCCGUCGACUGGGCCACAACGUCAAGGGCCACUUCCCGUCCCUCGACCUCCCACCGCGCGGCCCGCACCCACACCGUCCGCCUUAUCACCUCCUGCGGCUCCCACAUACACCCCUGCGGCGUCGGCUUCAUCCCCGUUGGCACACGGGAGCCACGGCUGCAAACGCGGGGACUGUGUGGAUGUUAAAGAAUGGGGAGUUUAAGGAGGUUUCACAAACGGGUCCACCAUUCUACCUGGCCAUGUAUGCGACAUCGUUACUGCUGAUGAGUGUAAUGAAUUCAAUUCAAGCCGUUCUCGG